GAGAACUGCUCCAUCUCUCUCCUUUAAUGGCGACGACUCGAAGCCUAUUAUUGAUCGAGGGACGGAAUCCCUUCCUCCUAACCAUUGCUUUCCUCCUCACCUCCUUCCUCAUCAUUGUCUUCUUCACCACCGACACCUUCAAUCGAUUCUCCUCUUUCUACUUCCUUUCCUCUGAUCAUAAAUCCUUUCAUUCCAGUCCUUUACCUCCUCAAUCCCAGCUCAUAGUUCAUUCCACUCCAAACCCUCGGGAUUCCUCCGCCUCCUACGCAGGCGAUGACGCGCUGAUGCCGGGCGAAACAGGUGAAGAGAACGGGAAUCGUGAAGAUGGCGAAGAAUUCACCGCGGAGCUUGAUUUCCACUGGGAGAUCUGCGGGAAUGGGAAGGAUUACAAGGCGGUGGAUAACAUUCCUUGCUUAGAUAACAUGAAAGCGAUAAAGGCUUUGAAGUCGAGAAGGCGUAUGGAGCACCGGGAGCGCCAUUGCCCAAUGCCAAGCCCGAGAUGCCUCGCCCCCCUUCCUCUCGGUUACAGAGUACCGGUGCCUUGGCCGAAGAGCAGAGAUAUGAUAUGGUAUGACAAUGUUCCUCACCCUAAGCUGGUUGAGUACAAGAAGGACCAGAAUUGGGUCCGAAAAUCUGGAGACUAUCUUCUUUUUCCUGGCGGUGGAACUCAGUUUAAAGAUGGAGUAAACAGCUAUAUUCAGUUUAUUGAGCGGGCUUUGCCUGCUAUUGAGUGGGGUAGACAUACAAGGGUUGUGCUUGAUGUUGGUUGUGGUGUUGCAAGCUUUGGUGGGUACUUAUUGGAUAAAAAUGUCAUCACUAUGUCUUUUGCACCAAAGGAUGAGCAUGAGGCUCAGAUACAAUUUGCUCUUGAGCGAGGAAUUCCAGCCGUUUUGUCAGUUAUUGGGACCCAAAAAUUGACUUUCUCUGAUAAUGCAUUUGAUCUAAUUCAUUGUGCUCGGUGUAGGGUGCAUUGGGAUGGAGAUGGUGGAAAGCCAUUAAUAGAGCUUAAUCGAAUACUUAGGCCUGGUGGGCUUUUUGUCUGGUCUGCAACACCAGUUUAUCGUGAUGAUCCGAGAGAUCAGAGCGUUUGGAAUGCCAUGGUAAUUUUAACGGAAUCUAUCUGCUGGAGAGUAGUAGUGAAAGCUACCGACGCAACUGGAAUUGGACUUGUAAUAUAUCAGAAGCCGACCUCAAACAAAUGCUAUGAAGAGAGAAAAGUCAAAAAUCCCCAUUUAUGCACUCAGAAGAACAGAUCUAGUAUAUCAUGGUAUACUCCUCUGGAAGAUUGCCUGCCUCCUGUCCAUAUUGCCAACUCUGACGUGCGGCGGACCUGGCCUGUUUCCUGGCCUGAAAGGUUAAAUGUUUGGCCUUCAAAUAUAUUCAAGUCGAACAGUGAGACAGGUGAAGAAAGAUUCUAUGAGGACACUAAGAGUUGGGAAGUACUUGUAUCAGGUGUGUACAUGCUUGAUCUAGAAAUCAACUGGUCAAGCAUCCGUAACGUGAUGGACAUGAAUGCUAGCUUUGGAGGGUUUGCUGCAGCGCUAGUCAAAAAACCUGUGUGGGUAAUGAACGUUGUGCCCAUCCAUGGACCGAAUACUUUGCCCAUCAUCUUUGAUAGAGGUUUAAUUGGAAUAUAUCAUGAUUGGUGUGAGUCAUUUAACACGUAUCCUAGAACAUAUGAUCUGCUGCACUCCAGUUUUCUAUUUGGCAGCCUUUCAAAGAGGUGUGACCUCGUAGAUGUUGUUAUAGAAAUGGAUCGAAUUUUGAGGCCCGACGGAUGGGUUUUAAUUCAAGAGACUGACAAAAUGAUUAAGAAGCUAAACUCCAUGUUGCAGACACUUCACUGGGCUACUACCAUCCACAAGGGUACGUUUCUUGUUGCCAAAAAAAGUUUUUGGCGUCCAUCUCCUUGAUGCUACUACACCACCUUCCUUUUUCCUUUACUAUUCUUUUUCAGGUUGUGGUCAUUAGCUAAUCCCCUUUUUUUUUGCACCAAAUAAAAAUGUAAUUUAGGAUAUAAGAGCUUAUUUUUUUUACCCAUGUCUUGUUUGCUGAUAUUAAAGUCUCUCUCUAUCUAUCUAUCUAUACA
Messenger RNA from Phalaenopsis equestris, 2089 nucleotides. RefSeq names its product probable methyltransferase PMT23. The transcript is spliced from 8 exons. Gene Ontology annotation, molecular function: methyltransferase activity. Gene Ontology annotation, cellular component: endosome; cytoplasm; trans-Golgi network. NCBI's taxonomy places the organism in Eukaryota, Viridiplantae, Streptophyta, Magnoliopsida, Asparagales, Orchidaceae. The record is from RefSeq and is a predicted model, not a curated record. The coding region runs from base 27 to 1913 and encodes 628 amino acids.